AUGGCUCUUGGCCAAGAUAUGGAGAUCCCUUCCAAAAUUCUUCCAUCAAGCUCAACAGCAAACGUGGAACCUCCAACCGAGGCGAACGACAGAUACGUACGAGUAUUUGUUGACGGCAUAUUUCCAAGGCUUACUAAAAGAAUGCGAAUACUGUUGAGGAAAGAUAUCGGGUCCGAGCUCGACAGUGUCAUGAUGGAGAACCUUGGUAUUGAAUCCGCCGUUCCCAUCCUUACUUUUGUUCUAUCAGGGUUUAAAAGCUAUUUGAGUCUACCUAGACCAGCCUUCCGGGCUUCCAAAUCUCUUGCCGAGACACCGAAUCCAGAAACUGGGCUCUAUAACCUUACACAUUUCAGUACAGAGCAAUGGUACACCAAAUCUAACUGGUGGACAACCCAUGGUCCCCGUGUGCAAAUGAUUCGGGUACUAGGAGGAAAACUUCCAGAAUCAGUGUUGGGCAAGUUCAAGCCUCAAGGAUAUGAUUUGAUGAUAAUCGGUCCACAGCCACAAGAGGGCAGGGCAUGGAUUCGAUGGCUGCAAUGA
Messenger RNA from Fusarium proliferatum ET1, 540 nucleotides. RefSeq lists its product as uncharacterized. NCBI's taxonomy places the organism in Eukaryota, Fungi, Ascomycota, Sordariomycetes, Hypocreales, Nectriaceae. The transcript has 3 exons. The record is from RefSeq and is a predicted model, not a curated record. Gene Ontology annotation, molecular function: oxidoreductase activity. Bases 1 to 540 code for a protein of 179 amino acids.